Messenger RNA from Lindgomyces ingoldianus, 1096 nucleotides. RefSeq lists its product as uncharacterized. Gene Ontology annotation, molecular function: procollagen-proline 4-dioxygenase activity; L-ascorbic acid binding; iron ion binding. Gene Ontology annotation, biological process: peptidyl-proline hydroxylation to 4-hydroxy-L-proline. Gene Ontology annotation, cellular component: endoplasmic reticulum. The record is from RefSeq and is a predicted model, not a curated record. NCBI's taxonomy places the organism in Eukaryota, Fungi, Ascomycota, Dothideomycetes, Pleosporales, Lindgomycetaceae. Bases 35 to 799 code for a protein of 254 amino acids. The transcript is spliced from 3 exons.
UUUUUGAGAGUGCAUCUGACUAUACUUAUGAAAAAUGGCACCGAAAAAGAAGGCCAAGCCAGAGUCUUCCAAGAAACCAACGCCACCGCAGCCGCUUGAAUGGCCUCCAUUUACCCCAUUAAUCCCAGAGUUGGACAUUUCACUACAGGAACUUCUCCCCGGUCAGAUCAUCACCAUCUCAAAUUUCUGGACGGCAAGCCUAUGCAAGACCUAUGUCUCGUUCCUCUCCUCGCUGCCUCUAACAACAACCCCUGGCAAGCCCAAGAAAGGUGAUGCGGUGCGCGUAAACGAUCGCUUCCAGAUCGAUGACCCAGCGUUUGCGGAGAGACUAUGGAGCGAAACGGCACUGAAGAAUCUCAUCCUUGGCGGCAAUGAGGACGGUAGUCUAGGCUUAGAUGAUGUUCGACAGAAGGAGCUGUGGGGCGGCGAAGCGAUCGGACUGAACCCUAAUAUUCGUAUCUAUCGAUAUACGAAGGGUCAAUUCUUUGGUCAGCAUUUUGAUGACUCUAAUAAUGUUGUGAUUCAUGGUUCAAUCCCUGCGCGGACCACAUGGACCUUGCUGCUGUAUUUAUCGUCACCGACCACGGGAUGCAUUGGGGGUGAGACGGUCUUUUACCCCGACCCUGAGCCCGCAAAGAAGAAGAGGAAGGAUAAGGCCCCUGAACCUUUUGUAGUUGGACUUGAGGUAGGCCUUGCUUUGCUGCAUCGACAUGGUGCAGAUUGCAUGCUUCAUGAAGGGCGUGAGGUGCUCGAUGGUGAGAAAUGGGUUAUCAGGAGUGAUCUUUGCGUCCGGCGGUAGCAGACCACUGGGAUUUCGCCCCGUUUUACAGUAUCUCUGCACCAUCGGGUCUUCGCUAGUAGUUGCGGGAUCCGUGUGGUGAUGGAUUACUUGAUUCCCAGGCCCCACCGUUUAGUUUGUAUCGGUUUCGGAUUUCAGGUGGCCACACAGGAGCUCCGGCAAUGAUUGACUACGGGUUUAAUUUCGGGCGAGGACCAAAGCACAUAUGUCUUCGCUUUUACAGACUUACAGUUAUCCGCUCUUUGCUAUUCAUUUAGCAUAUCAUGCCCUCAACUUGCCUCAGUCACACCGGGAUGU